This is a messenger RNA of Purpureocillium lilacinum, 1128 nucleotides long. NCBI's taxonomy places the organism in Eukaryota, Fungi, Ascomycota, Sordariomycetes, Hypocreales, Ophiocordycipitaceae. The record is from RefSeq and is a predicted model, not a curated record.
AUGGACGAUUCGGGAAAUGAAUCGAGUCGAAAUGGCCGAUACGCGACGAGAACGACCGGGAAAACGGCGCCGGCGACCGAGGCCGGCCGUGGGACCGGCGCGGAGGACGGAGGCAGCAACGGCGGCGACGCGGCCGCGGCGCUCCAUCACGUCUCGCAGCUUCUAGGUGACUGCCGUGCAGAGUUCGCGGGGUUCAAGCAAAUGAUCCGUGGGCAGAGCGACGUUAUCCGCACCCAGCAAGAAACGAUCCAAGACUUGAAAGAGACGUCCCAGGAACAGCAACAACUCAUCCGGGUCCUGACGCUCGCGCUGGAGGACACAAAGCAGCAGAUGGGCGAGGAGCCCAAGGCACUGCACGACAAACUCGACGCCGUCGCUGCUCGGGCACCCGCUACCCCGUCGCGAUUGUUCGCCGCCGUAGUGCAGUCGCAACGGACGUCCCAGCCCACAACGGCUGCGCCCGACAGAGCGUUCAACACCUCUCCUGCCAGCGAGCUCUAUUGCACAAUCGACACGUCGCGAGUAGAGGAAGCGAAUCGAAACCAGGCCCAGGUCGGGGCCGUCCGACAGGCCAUAGAAUUGGAGAUGAGGGCCAGGGACGGCCUAGCAACGUGGCGGUGCGCGGCGGUCCUGAAGGACGCUCGGGCUGCGGAGCGCAUCAAGAUAAUCUGCAGAGACGAAAACGAAUUGAGCCAGGUCAGGGAGGCUGCGCAGAAGACAGCCGUCGUCGGCGCGCGAGUCAUGCGCGAUCAGCUCUUUCCAGUGAAGGGCGACAAUGCGAACAGGAGCAUGGUGCUGGACGCAGAAGGGACUGUGCUACCGGGAGCUGCCGAGGCGCUUGGCGCAGAAAACAGCGUCAAUAUUGCCAAGUUGUCUUGGCUGAGCAACAAAGUAUCGGGAAAAGCAUACGGAUCGAUGGUGGUCUACGUCACCAAGGAGAGCGACGCGAGGCGGCUCAUUGACGGCCAUUAUUUCGACCUGGCCGGCGAGUCGGCUACCACGAACGUGUUCGAGCGACGCUCCGGACCAGUGCAAUGCUACAACUGCCAGGCCAUCGGGCUUAAAUCAUUCCAAUGCAAGAAUGCACAAGCAUGCGGGAGGUGUGCAAUGUCAGGACACCAGCGUUAG